Danio aesculapii is the source of this 2747-nucleotide messenger RNA. RefSeq names its product zinc finger protein 271-like. Gene Ontology annotation, biological process: negative regulation of transcription by RNA polymerase II; regulation of cytokine production; regulation of immune system process. The record is from RefSeq and is a predicted model, not a curated record. The transcript has 3 exons. The coding region runs from base 194 to 1990 and encodes 598 amino acids. NCBI's taxonomy places the organism in Eukaryota, Metazoa, Chordata, Actinopteri, Cypriniformes, Danionidae.
UUAAACUCGUGUUGAAGAUGAGAAGAAACAAAGAGGCUACACUUCAGCUUUUAUAAACUCUAGAGAGAUUAUUUAGCGAACACGACACAACUCCUGCCUUUAUUCAUUAUAUCCUGGCUCUUGACUGUCAAUUCCUCUGUGAAAGCGAUCAGGAAUAGCGGACUUUUAACGUGUUCAUAUGUAAACAGGCCUGAUGGAGGACACACACCGUCAUGAGAAAAUGAGUGAAAAAACUGACUCAGUGAAGAGAAAAGACAAAGAAUGUGUCACCUGCCCUCAGUGUGGGAAGAGUCUGGCACACAAACAGAGUCUCAGGAAACACAUGAAGAUCCACACUGGAGAGAAACCAUUCAUAUGUACUCAGUGUGGGAAGACUCUUGCAAACAAACAGAGUCUCGGGUGUCACAUGAGGGUCCACACCGGAGAGAAACCGUUCACAUGUUCUCAGUGUGGGAAGAGUUUCAGAAACUUAUCAAACCUUAUUAAUCACAUGAUGAUCCACACUGGAGAGAAAACACAUCAAUGUGAUCAAUGCAGCAAAACAUUUUUGAGGGCUUCAGAUCUGAAGAGCCAUCUUAGAGUUCAUACAAAGGAGAAGCUUUAUCCAUGCUCUGACUGUGGAAAGAGUUUCAGACAUCAAGUUAGUUUAAGAAAUCAUCAGAAGAUGCACACCGGUGUGGGAGAGUACAGGUGCUUUGAGUGUGAGAAGACCUUUAUUUCGGCUGAAAAUUUGAAAAUACAUGAGAGAAUUCACACUGGAGAGAAACCUUACAUUUGUUCACUGUGCAAUAAGAGAUUCAGUCAGUUUGAACAAAUGAAAACACAUGCGAGGGUUCACACUGGAGAGAAACCGUACAAGUGUUCACACUGUGACAAGAGAUUCAGUGAUUCAGGAAAUCUGAGACAACAUGUAAGGAUUCACACUGGAGAGAAACCGUACAAGUGUUCUCAUUGCGACAAGAGAUUCAGAGAUUUAGGAAAUCUGAAAAAACAUGAGAGGAUUCACACUGGAGAGAAACCUUACAGGUGUUCCCACUGCGACAAGAGAUUCAGACAGUUAGGAGGCCUGAAAACACAUGAGAGGAUUCACACCAGAAAGAAACUGUACGAUCACACCGAAAGCAGCGAGAGCGUCAAAGUAGCCGUAAGUCAAUGCCUGAUGGAGGACACACACCGUCAUGAGAAAAUGAGUGAAAAAACUGACUCACUGAAGAGAAAAGACAAAGAAUGUGUCACCUGCCCUCAGUGUGGAAAGAGUCUGGCACACAAACAGAGUCUCCAGCGUCACAUGAGGGUCCACACUGGAGAGAAACCAUUCACAUGUUCUCGGUGUGGGAAGAGUUUCAGUCAAUUAUCAAACCUUAAUAUUCACAUGAGGGUCCACACCGGAGAGAAACCAUUCACAUGUUCUCAGUGUGGGAAGAGUUUCGGAGUAUCAACAAACCUUACUAAUCACAUGAUGAUCCACACUGGAGAGAAAACACACAAAUGUGAUCAGUGUGGAAAAACAUUUUUGAGGGCUUCAGAGCUGAAGAGCCACCUUAGAGUUCAUACAAAGGAGAAACUUUAUUCAUGCUCUGUGUGUGGGAAGGGUUUCACACGUCAAGAAAAUGUAAGAAACCAUCAGAAGAUCCACACCGGUGUGGGAGAGUACAGGUGCUUUGAGUGUGAGAAGACCUUUAUUACGGCUGAAAAUUUGAAAAGACAUGAGAGAAUUCACACUGGAGAGAAACCUUACAUUUGUUCACUGUGCAAUAAGAGAUUCAGUCGGUUUGCAGAAAUGAAAAUACAUGCGAGGGUUCACACUGGGGAGAAACCGUACAAGUGUUCACACUGUGACAAGAGAUUCAGUUAUUUAGGAGAUCUGAGAAGACAUGAGAGGAUUCACACUGGAGAGAAACCUUACAGGUGUUCACACUGCGACAGGAGAUUCAGUGAUUUAGGAAAUCUGAGAAGACAUGAGAAGAUUCACUCUGGAGAGAAACCUUAAAGGGGUGGUCUACAGUGUUUUAUAAAGGUUUGAUUGUGUUUAAGGGGUGCAAAACAAUGUGUGUUCGUGAUUAAUCUGUAAAAAAUCAUGUUAUUUGUUCACAUAUCUUACCUUAUACAGCUACUGAACUAUCAUGAAAAUGACUACUAUAUUUCCUGGUUCCGUCUAUAAGGCUCGCCCUCAACGAGCUCUGAUUAGUCAGCUAACCUAAGUGAAGUUUAUUUAUAAACUAAUUUCGAGAGUAACACGUGCUUAUGAUUGAUCACUGCUGAUCCCGCAUAACCAGAGUUUCUUAUUUUAGUUAUCUUCGCCUAGAAGAAUCUCCCUUUCCACUCCUACACCUCCACCUUUCCCUUUCUAUGGUGGCCCAGUGGUUAGCACCAAGGGUGUCGCUAGACCUAAUUUCGCCAGUGCCCCAGUCAAUGCUCUGAUAUAUGAUUUACUUCAUAUGCAAAGUGUACUCAUUAAGAGUGGUAACCCCGUAAUAAAGACGUUAUUCUCUAUGUGCACCGAACUACCGCUGGUAAAAGCGAUGUAGUUGAAUCAAAAAGCAAACUGACGCAUCUCUGCAUGUGCGCAGAAAACUAAACCCAGGUGCGGGUGCCUCACACACCGCUCCUGCUGGACCCUGCUUGAUGCGUUGCUCUUCUCCCGGUGCGAGUCCCGGUUGUUAACAUGCACGACGAAUAAAAUACUUGCUGCUCACGCGCCACUCAUGUGUUGUGAAAUUGACGACCUUUAAUGCGGAGGUGACGGC